Messenger RNA from Spodoptera litura, 1340 nucleotides. The record is from the annotation of a RefSeq genome assembly. Lineage: Eukaryota; Metazoa; Arthropoda; Insecta; Lepidoptera; Noctuidae.
AUGAUAAAAUUUUUUAUGAUAAUAAUUUUUAUAAUUCCUUUGUGUUUUAUAAAAAAUAUAUUUUGAAUGGUUCAAAUAAUAUUAUUAUUAUUAAUAUUUAUGUUUAUGAAUUUAGGUGUAAAAUUAAAUUUAUUUUGUAAUUUAAGAUAUAUAAUAUCUUGUGAUAUUAUGUCUUAUGGUUUAAUUUUAUUAGGAAUUUGAAUUUCUAUUUUAAUGAUUAUAGCUAGAGAAAAUUUAUAUAAAAUAAAUUAUUAUAUUAAUUUUUUUUUAUUUAAUGUUAUUUUUUUAUUAAUUAUAUUAUAUUUAACUUUUAGAACUAUAAAUAUAUUUAUAUUUUAUUUUUUUUUUGAGGGUAGAUUAAUUCCUACUUUAUUAUUAAUUAUUGGUUGAGGAUAUCAACCUGAGCGUAUUCAAGCAGGUAUAUAUUUAUUAUUUUAUACUUUAUUUGUUUCUUUACCACUAUUAAUUGGUAUUUUUUAUAUAAAUAAUGAAAUAAAUUGUAUAAUUAUUUAUUUUUUAAAAUUUUUUAAUAUAAAUAUUUAUAUAUUAUAUAUUUCUAUGAUUUUAGCUUUUUUAGUUAAAAUACCUAUAUAUUUUGUUCAUUUAUGAUUACCUAAAGCUCAUGUUGAAGCUCCUGUUUCUGGUUCAAUAAUUUUAGCUGGAAUUAUGUUAAAGUUAGGGGGGUAUGGUUUAUUACGUUUAAUAAUUUUUUUACAGGAAAUUAAUUUAAAGUUAAAUUAUAUUUGAAUUGUUAUUAGAUUAAUUGGUGGGUUUUAUAUUAGAUUACAAUGUUUUUGUCAAGUUGAUAUUAAAUCUUUAAUUGCUUAUUCUUCAGUAGCUCAUAUAAGAAUUGUAAUUAGAGGUAUUAUAAUUAUAAAUUAUUGAGGAUUUAUUGGUUCUUAUAUUUUAAUAAUUGGUCAUGGAUUAUGUUCAUCUGGUAUAUUUUGUUUAGCUAAUAUUAGUUAUGAGCGUUUACAUAGACGAAGUUUAUAUAUUAAUAAAGGUAUAAUAAAUUUUAUACCUUCAAUAAGAUUAUGGUGAUUUUUAUUAAUAUCAUCUAAUAUAGCUGCUCCUCCUAGAUUAAAUUUAAUAGGAGAAAUUAGAUUAAUUAAUAGCUUAAUAAGAUGAUCUUGAAUUUCUAUAUUUAUAUUAAUAUUAAUUUCUUUUUUUAGAGCGGGGUAUAGAUUAUAUUUAUAUUCAUUUGUUCAACAUGGGAAUUAUUAUUCUGGUAUUUAUAGAUAUUAUACUGGAGUAUCUCGUGAAUAUUUAAUAUUAAUAUUACAUUGAUUACCCUUAAAUAUUUUAGUUUUAAAAAUUGAUUAUGCAAUAAUUUGAUUUUA